CACUAACUCCGAGAACAUUAUUUUGGUGUUGUAAAUUCAAAUUUCCUUUGUGAAAAGCAAAUUAGUCAGUAAUUGGGCUCCAUUCGAAGGACGUUCUUCCCAAAAAAAACGUUAAUUUGAUUUUUAAUGCGGUGCAAAAUUCAAGUACAAACAUAAUAAGGUAAUUACAUUCAACAAAUAGAAAUAGUUAUGGAAAUAAAUGUAUUGUCGAUGAAAAACUUGGCAUUAGGUCCUAUUGGAUGAAGUCUGGAUCAAAAAAUAGCUGUGCAUGCAAAUAUUCGCGUUUCUACGGGUAGAAUGACUAAAGUGACAGAUACGUGAUGAAUUUCUAAUUUACUAAUCAGCGAUUAUAGCUGUUAUCUAUAUUUAUAUAAACACAUCACAUCACAGUGGAAACCUUCAUAGUAUUAAUUGUGCAACAAUGCUAUGGUUAAUUGUGCUGGUUCUGCUUUUGGUGGUGUUCUACAAGAAAGCGAUUAAGCCGCUCUCUUACUGGAAAGAUCGUGGAGUACCCCACAAGAAGGCGUUACCCUUGAUUGGCAAUUCUAGUGUCCUUAUUUUCAAACACAAGUCAUUUCUGGAGUACGUGGAAGAUAUCUACAAUGAAUUUCCCAAUGAUAGAUAUUAUGGAUUACAUCAAUUUACCAGACCGCUACUUUGUAUUCGCGACCUUGACUUAAUAAAAAGAAUAACGGUAAAGGAUUUCGACCAGUUCGUUGACCACAACAAUUUCGUUGUCGAUAAUGUGGACAGUUUGAUGAGUAAAAAUUUGAUAAAUCUGAAGGGGCAGACAUGGCGAGACAUGCGGGCCACCCUUAGCCCAUCGUUCACCAGUCGAAAAAUGAGAGCGAUGUUUCUGUUGUUUUCCGAAUGCUCCCAGCAGGUGGUCGAAUUUUUUGAGAGAAAAGAUGAAGGUGUGAUCCAGGUAGAAAUGAAGGACCUUUUCACUCGAUUCACCAACGACGCAAUCGCGUCGACGGCAUUCGGGUUUAAGUGCGACUCCCUUACAAACCAAACGAACGAAUUCUACACCAUGGGAAAAAAGGCCACCACCUUUGGAGGGAGUAGAUUACUCGCGAUGUCUUUUCUCGGCAUGUUCCCGUUCCUUCAAAGGAUUAUCAAAUUUGAUAUAUUUCCAAACAGCGUUUCUAAAUUUUUCCGGCGAGUUAUCAAGGAAGCCAUCGAUAAGAGGGAGAAUGAAGGUCUCGUUCGACACGACAUGCUUCAUCUGCUGCUAGAAGCUCGCAAGGGAGUAUCCGUACAGGAAGAACCGGAGCUCGAGGAUACCGGAUUUGCUACAGUUCAAGAAUCCAAAAUUCACCACGGAAAGUCCACCAACCUUAAACUGACAGACGAAGACAUAACCGCGCAAGCACUCAUCUUCUUCUUUGGUGGCUUCGAAACGUCCGCCACCUUGUUGUCAUUUAUGGCUUACGAAUUGGCACUGAACCCUGACAUACAAGAAAGACUGCAAGCCGAAAUUGACGACACCUUGCACGAGUGUAAUGGAAAAUUAACAUACAACGCGCUACAGUAUAUGAAAUAUAUGGACAUGGUCGUUUCGGAAACGUUAAGACAGUGGCCGCCUGGUUUCCAACUGGAUCGCCGCUGCGUAAGAGAUUACGUGAUCGAACCGGAGAAACCCCACGAGAAACCUGUUACAAUCGAAAAGGGAAUGAUGAUAAUUAUUCCAGCCGUAGGCAUUCACCGCGAUCCACAACACUUUGAGAAUCCCACCAAGUUUGAUCCAGAACGGUUCAACGACGAAAACAAGGUUAAAAUUAAACCCUACUCCUAUUUACCUUUCGGUUCCGGUCCAAGAAACUGCAUUGCCUCUCGUUUUGCGCUUUUGGAAACCAAAACGUUAAUGUUCCAUAUUCUGGCAAAGUUUAGUAUGGUGGUGAUCGAUAAAACACAAAUUCCCCUAAAGCUUGAUAAGGCGAGACUUUCACUGGUUGCUCAAGAUGGAAUUUGGCUUGGAUUGCAACCCCGAAAAAAAUAGAGACGUGCCCUCGGACCUACCUUCUUGUCAGUGGCUGCAAGGUAAAGACGCUGCGAGCCCCACAGCCCCAAAUACUUCAGCCAGACAGUGAAUCGUUCUGGCCGCGUAUGCGGCCGAAAAGUGUGGAGAAGACAGUACAAUGGUUACAAGCAAAAGCAUCAAGCAUUUUUGUAAUGGGACUUUGGUAAACAAAAAGAUCUUCACUAAAAACGUGUUAGAAAUGCUUGAGAAAUAUUCUUGCUUUUAGAAACAAUCCUCUUUUUUGAAAUCGCCAUAGAAACUCAUCAUGCAAACCUUUUGAAAAUAUCGAAAUGCUCCUACGAAUCAUGGCUGCAAACUCGUUAGGAAUCCUCUUCCGUGGAAUACCUCUCUUUAAAAGUCAUAGAAAUAUUUUCGAAAUCUUUAUUGAAAUCAAAUUCGAGAACAUUCUAGAAACACCCUUAGAAAGAAAGUGUUUAGGAAUUUACUUCUUUUAAAUAUUUCUUCCUAGAGCUUUCUUAAAAUUAUUCUUCUUGGAAAUUUCUCCAUUAACCUACUUAAACAUUUCUUUACUAGAAAUUUGCCUGAAACCCUCAUUCGGAAUCUUCUUGAACAUCUUUUUAGGAGCCCAUUUUCUAGGAAUGAACAAUUCCUUGGGAGGUACUUCUACAAAUUUAAACCCGCAUUAAUAUGUGUUUUGUAAUAAAAUCCAUAUAAUUCCCUAUAAUUCGAUAAUGGAACAUCGUAUUGAAACAUUUUUCUAGAAAUCUUCUUGAAGAUCUAUUGAAAAAUCGUCGUUGGAAACAAUCUGCUUGGAGACCUCAUUAGAAACCGCCUUCAACAUUUUAUGAAAUGUUAAUUGUUGGGAAUAUUCUUGAAAAUAGCUGUAGUUUUGGGUAUUUUCCAUGAAUCUCCUUAAAAGUUGCAUACUUUUUUUUUCGAAACUUUGAAUAUUAGAAUAAAGGUCCGCUAGGGUCUAGGUAUCGGGUGAACAUAUACCUUGGUAGGCCAAAAAUUCUUUCCUUUAUACACCCCUUUAUCUUGGUCCUAAUAAAAUGUUAUUUAUCAAACUUUUGACCAUGCGUGACAAUGAUAAGCGCGGAUACUGCAGGUGAGCCAGAAGGGAAACCUAAGGGGGCAAGCUGUCACUUACGGUUACGCAUCUGAUUGGUUCUUUCAAUUUAAUUUGAAUGCGAUCGCGAUCUCUUUUGUUGAAAGGACCAAUCAGAUGCGCUUAUGCCAAGAAACAGAUAAAAAAUUGCGACGUCGUUUACUCCACUACAAUACAAUGGCGACCCCAGGGACUAUUUCCUCCAAAACUAAACAGAUCCAGCUCAAAUUUGAAAUGGAAAACAAUGAAAUUGUGAAAAGUUUGUUUAAUAGUCAUUGCUCAUCUUAUAAAGAUUGUGAAAGUUCGUAAAUUUAAGUCGAAAUAAAUUAGAUUGCAAGAAUAAGCCUUGAAAAUGGUAGUUCACUAAAUAAACAAAAAUAGGCUAGAAAAAAAAAGAACUUACCAAGAAAAAAACCUGCCGAUAAAUUAAUAUUAAGUUGUGUAGCCAAAUUGUUUGUUUGUAAUGAUGUAAAUACAAUUAUAACAAUAUUAACAAAAUAUGUAGGCUUCGAGAGAUGACAUACCUAUAUCUUAAAAACAAGUUUUGGGAACAAUGGGUCAGGUAAGCAGGUACUAAGAUUCUGAGAAAGGGUGAAAUUCAGUGUUACGAAAAAAUAUGUGGAAAUCAAUGAAUCGCAACUCAUAUAUCACACAUUGAUUCUAAUUAUCUCGCUCCCGAGAUAGAUAACUCGCCCCUUGUUCGGGGUUUCGAGCGUACAGUUGAUUGUCGAGAUCAGCCCUGGCAUUGAAUGUUGUAACUCAUUUGGUUACAGUUUUGCUACCUCCAUGACCGUCUCUUCAAGAUGAAAAUGUUAGUUUACAAACAAGCGUUUGCAUCUGAGGGUUAAAUAAUGCCCACUGAUAGGUGUCAAUUGUCACGAGGGCUUUAUUUUGUUGCAAGUUAUUGAUUAACAAUAACAAAUGACCUCUCUUGUUCUUAAGGUGAAAAUUGCAAUCAGAAAAUUUAUCUUGAACAAUAUAGCAAUUAAAAUCAUUAUGCAUUCGACUUGCGCCAAAAAGGGUUGCUAAAAACUUCAUCUGACCAAUGCAAUGACAACAACAGGAAUGGUUAACUUUCGAUAUUUUAAUAAAAAAUAAACACGGAAAAUAUUCAGACACUUAAAAAGUAUGCAGCUUCUUAGUUAUGGGUAUUUAAUCUGUUGUUAUGGCAUAUUCUAAUGGAAUUGCUUAAACAUUAAAUUUCUACCUAGCACAGACUUGAGUAAUUACUUCCUAGAUAGAAGUGGUCAUCUUUUUCUUCAAUAAACAAUCAAUCAAUUUGUACCUACUUGUUAAUAACUGGUACUUUACGCACAAAUGGUUUACGUUGACACAAUAAAUAGUGGAAAUCUACUGAGUUCGAUUAGCUUGGAUUCCACGAAAAAUAAAAACUCGAAUAAAAAUGGUCACAAAC
Molecule: messenger RNA, 4506 nt
Organism: Photinus pyralis (common eastern firefly)
Lineage: Eukaryota; Metazoa; Arthropoda; Insecta; Coleoptera; Lampyridae
Product: cytochrome P450 9e2-like
Exons: 5
Coding region: 422-2002 (526 amino acids)
Molecular function (GO): iron ion binding; heme binding; oxidoreductase activity, acting on paired donors, with incorporation or reduction of molecular oxygen
Source: RefSeq, a predicted model, not a curated record